UCGGCGCAGGCGCGGCGCGGGUGGCGGCGGCGGCGGCAGCGGCGAUGGGCGGGCGGCUGACCCGCGUGUUCCGGACUUUCAACUUGGAGAGCCGGGCCCGCCGCGAGAUCAGCAAGGAGAAGCCCACGCCCGCCCCGCGCCACCCCACCUCCCGCCUGGACGAGCUGGCCGACCACCCAGAGAUACAGGAAGAGAUUUACAGAAAGGACGAUAGGCUCCUCACCUUGUUAAAAGAUGUUUAUGUCGAGUCCAGAGAUCCACCUGCGCAGGUGAAAGUUGGAGGUGGUGAACAUCUUCCAUGUAAACAGGAGGAAAAGAGACUUACAAAACUAGGCAACUUGGGAGAUCUAGAUGUUAAGAAAGUUCCCAAAGGCAAAAUUUCCAUUGUGGAGGCUCUGACGCUUCUUAAUAAUCAUAAACUUCAUCCUCAAAUAUGGACUGCAGAGAAAAUAGCAGUGGAAUACAGUCUGGAACUGAAGGAGGUCAACUCUCUUCUGGAAUUCUUCAUUCCUUUUGCUGUGCAGGAAUUUCCUAAAGAAACCAAAAAAGCUAUAAAACCGACAUAAAAAUAAUUACCAAAACCUUGUGUGAUCUUACUCGUGUCUUAAUUUUACUCUUGUGUAUAUUCAGUGUCUGAAAAGAGCUGGUAACGUGUCAUCCAACAAGGCUGCUUCCUUAUACCUGCAGGAUGUAUUCAAGCGAUCACAUUCUGUAUCGGAUGGCUUCAGUUAAAAGCAGCAAUUACAGGAUACAGCUUGUAAACCAGACUGUAACUACUAAGUUCAGCGUGUCACAUGAUUUUCAUUAUCCCACUCGUAUGUUAUGGGCUCAGUUAAAACAUGUAAGUUCAGAUUACCUUUCUUAGCAGAGACUUCCUGGCCUUCAGCUAAAUCAGUGCUCUGUCUGUAUUAGCUCUGCAGUUUCAUGUCACAGUGUUCUUUCAAGGACUUGCUGUUGAGGUCUGUGUAUAUACAAUCAGCUGUUUUUCUUUUGUAUAAAAAUGGAAUAGUAUUUAUACUUUGUAAAGAAGGUUAACCACAAGAAGAUUUGGGGAAUUCAGCUGCAUCAAAAUAAAAAGAAGGUGAAUAGCAAGAAGGCCUCUUUCUGAUGCUGGAAUGGUAAUGGCUGAUGUAUAGCUCCUCUUCCACUCUGUUCUGAUUUAGCUUAAGUAUCUGUAGCUCCCCAGGUACUGUCUGUCAGUGGGUGAAUUUGUAAAGAGCGAUGAUAUUCUAGCAUCAAUCUCUUGCAGCAGUCUCUGGCACCUGUAGGAAAAAUAAUGGUUCGUAUUAUAAUGAAUAAGUAGCUGUCAAAUGCAACUGGAUCUACUAAUUGGACCCAUGAGUAGGUCUUCUGUCAAUGCCUGCCUGUCCUAUUACAGUAGCCAUUUUUCCCUGUGGAGGCCUUGUCUGCCUUAUGCAAAUGUGGGCUUAGAUCGGGUCAUGUUCAUUGACAGCAAGUUGUCCACAAGCUACCAGGUUGAAGAUGAACAGCAUCCUUUCCCAUUGUUAGUAAAAGAUGUUGGAAACUCUGAGGAGGUACUCGCAGUAACUACUGAAUUGUAACCUUACUACCGAAUUGUAACCUUCCUGACGCUGUCACUGUUCAGGUCUGUGUAAGGAAGGUAAGGAAGAAGUUUUGCACUGAUGAUUAAUACUGUUGUGAAAAUGUUGUAACAGGAAUACUUUAUUGUUUGAGUACUGUUCAUUCUAAUGUAAUAUUUAAGGUAAUAUCCAGAAAACAGCUGCGGAAUGCAUUUGGUACAGAUAAUGUUGUUGUUAUUAUUGGAGACACUGUGAUUUCCUUCCUUAAAAAUGAGUCUUUAAUUUGAUAUUGGAAUUUAUUAAAAACUCACUUCACAAUCAGCAGCAGAGACCAGCUUAA
Chroicocephalus ridibundus (black-headed gull) is the source of this 1881-nucleotide messenger RNA. It is a transcript of the gene NDUFAF4, whose product is annotated as NADH:ubiquinone oxidoreductase complex assembly factor 4. Gene Ontology annotation, biological process: mitochondrial respiratory chain complex I assembly. Gene Ontology annotation, cellular component: mitochondrion. Lineage: Eukaryota; Metazoa; Chordata; Aves; Charadriiformes; Laridae. Bases 45 to 566 code for a protein of 173 amino acids. The record is from RefSeq and is a predicted model, not a curated record. The transcript has 3 exons.